UACGAUCGGCAUCAAGUUCCAUGUUUACGAUUUGGCAACCAUCAGUAGAUCCGAUCUCCCAUCCUCCGUCCACUACCACCAGCAACCGAAUCACCACCGACGCAACCUACUAUUCAAGGUUGCGCCGUGGACGUGUCACGCACACUUCAAUCAACGCAGCGCAGCUCAAUCGCACCCACCCUGUGCUGUGACAGCUAUCAACAGCGUUAUCCUGCCACCAAGAUGCCGCCCUCCUCGCCGGAUCCUGACGGGAAUCCUGACGGGAAUCCUGACGGGAGGCAAGAACCGCCCAGUGGUACCCCAUCGUGCGCCACGACAGACAUGUUGCCCACCACAUUCACCUGCUUUUGGAGACUACCGGCCGAACUACGACUUAUGGUCUGGGAAGAGGCGCUCUCGGUGCGGACUGUAUGCGCUGUGUCUCGUGAACCCGUCCCGGCUGGCGAGGCCGCCGAGCAUCCCGGCCGCUUCUCCCUGGACUUCCUCGGUCCCGCGACAUAUCUGGCGGGCCUGACGUGCAGAGAAGCCCUACGGGUCAUGGAGCGGACCUACGUCCCACUCGCCGGCCGAGGAUGGAGCCCAACCGCGGCACCUGUUCCGUGGAUCGAUAUGGACAAGACGGUCGUCUAUCUCGGCGAGUCCGCCGACUCACUUGUCUUCCUGGAUCGCUUCAAGGCGAAUGAAGUGUCGCAGCUCAGGCACAUUGCGAUGUCUUGGACAGGCAAGUCCUUUGUCCAGCUCGUGAGGGUAUGCCGAAGCGUCGCUGGCGCGUGUCCAGCCCUGCGCGACAUCGUCAUCGUCGCCGACCUGGACAGGCUGGCAAGCUCGACAAACGACUCGGCCAACCAGCCGCUGACCAUAGAUGUUGCCGCCCAUCUUUCCUUUCUUUCACUUGCCGCAUGGCCGGAACUCGAUGACGAAUACCCAAUAAGCCCCUUCCAACCGCUCUUGUCAAAGUAUGUCCGGCGAGACUCGCCUCCCAGGAUGCAUUUCGUGAGCCCAGACGACUUAAGGUUCUACCUUGCAAACCGGUGAAACCAGGCAGCUAGCCCUCUCAGUUUGCAGCCGACGGGUCGUGGACUCCAGAUCAGUCGAUGGAUGUCCCGCUGGCAGAGAAGACGGAGAUGAAAAGCAGGACGAGGUAUGCGGGAUUCCGUGGGCUGGCGUGAGAGCCCUCUGGUUCCUCACCACCCAAGGCUGCCCGCGGCGGUCAACGGUGCUCUAAACUCAAGAUACCGGGCUGCCGUUUAUCAACCUCCCCCGUCAUCAGUCUUCAGCAAUCGGUUCGUCGAAAACGAGCCGCAUUCUUCAGCGCACCAGCCUACUACCCACUUCCAGUCACGCCGACUUCAGCGUGUUACCAUCGGCACCUCAUAUUUUUCACCCGUGGAAGAAGACGUCCUUUGGUUGCCGUGCCGCGCGAGACCUACGAGGCACGCAACCAUCCCGGGUGCGGGCCGGGCGCCGGGAAGCAUGCUCCUCUGUGAGACCCUGGGAGGAGACUGAGGGCGCCGUAAG
Thermothielavioides terrestris NRRL 8126 is the source of this 1518-nucleotide messenger RNA. RefSeq lists its product as uncharacterized. Lineage: Eukaryota; Fungi; Ascomycota; Sordariomycetes; Sordariales; Chaetomiaceae. The record is from RefSeq and is a predicted model, not a curated record. The transcript has a single exon. The coding region runs from base 223 to 1035 and encodes 270 amino acids.